AGGAGGAGGCGCGGAGGCAGCCGGCCGCUACCAACCCACCCCCCACCCGCCCCCCUCCGGCUUCAGCCGCCGGCCGGCAAGCGGAGCAGAGCGGGCCCGGGCUGCUCCUCUCCCAAGAUGGCAUUUCAGAAGGCGGUGAAAGGAGCGGCUCUGAUUGGCGGCGGCGCCAUGGCAACGGUUUUUGGCCUCUCGCAGUUCGCUCAGUAUAGAAACCAACACGGUCACUUUGUGAAUGUGCAAGCUGCAGAAGCUGUGCCAGUCCCCUUAAAGGACCAUUUCCCCACAAGAGAAGAGCAGAUCCAGACUCUGAAGACCACAAGUGAAUUCGAUGUCCUCAUCAUAGGUGGAGGAGCCACAGGAUGUGGCUGUGCUUUAGAUGCUGUCACUAGAGGACUGAAAACAGCCCUUCUAGAAAGAGAUGAUUUCUCAUCAGGGACCAGCAGCAGAAGUACUAAAUUGAUCCAUGGUGGAGUGAGGUAUCUUCAGAAGGCCAUCAUGCACUUGGAUCUUGAGCAGUACAGGAUGGUGAAGGAAGCGCUGGAGGAGCGUGCAAACCUGCUGGAAAUUGCUCCUCACCUCUCAGCUCCUCUGCCAAUAAUGCUCCCUGUGUACAAAUGGUGGCAGCUGCCCUACUACUGGUUUGGAAUAAAACUCUAUGACCUGGUGGCAGGAAGCCAGUGCCUGAAAAGUAGUUAUGUCCUCAGCAAGUCCAGAGCCUUGGAGCUCUUCCCAAUGCUACGCAAAGAUGAUCUGGUUGGAGCCAUUGUCUACUACGAUGGACAGCACAACGACGCGCGGAUGAACCUCGCCAUCGCCCUGACCGCUGCCAGGUACGGCGCUGCCAUGGCCAAUUACGCUGAAGUGCUGCGCCUGCUGAAGGGCAGGGACCCGGCCAGCGGCAAGGAGCGCGUCUGCGGGGUGCGCUGCAGGGACGUCCUCACAGGGCAGGAGUUUGAUGUCAAAGCCAAGUGUGUCAUCAAUGCUACGGGACCCUUCACCGACUCGGUGCGCAAAAUGGAUGAUCAGCAGCUCCCCAACAUCUGUCAGCCCAGCGCUGGCGUGCACAUUGUGAUGCCUGGCUACUACAGCCCUGAUAACAUGGGUCUGCUGGACCCAGCCACCAGCGAUGGCCGAGUGAUUUUCUUCUUGCCCUGGGAGAAGAUGACGAUUGCAGGAACCACAGACAGCCCAACUGAUGUCACCUCCCAUCCCAUCCCCACAGAAGAGGACAUCAACUUCAUCCUCAACGAAGUGCGAAACUACCUUAGUGUGGAUGUUGAAGUGAGAAGAGGUGAUGUGUUGGCAGCAUGGAGUGGCAUUCGUCCCCUGGUCACAGACCCCAACUCCAAGGACACGCAGUCCAUCUCCCGCAACCACGUUGUUAACAUCAGUGAGAGCGGCCUGGUCACCAUCGCAGGUGGGAAGUGGACAACCUACCGUGCCAUGGCCCAGGACGCCAUCGAUGCAGCUGUUCAGGCACACGGUCUGAAGGCAGGUUCCAGUAAGACCAUUGGACUGCAGCUACUAGGGGCUGAGGACUGGAGUCCCACCCUCUACAUUAGGUUGGUCCAAGACUAUGGACUUGAAAGUGAGGUGGCUCAGCAUCUGGCUUCAACCUAUGGUGACAAGGCUUUUGAGGUGGCCAAGAUAGCCCAGGUGACCGGGAAGAGAUGGCCCAUCGUCGGGAAACGGCUUGUGUCGGAAUUUCCUUACAUUGAAGCUGAGGUGGUGUAUGGUGUGAAGGAGUACGCCCGCACCGUGGUGGACAUCAUCUCCCGCCGCACUCGCCUGGCCUUUCUCAACGUGCAGGCUGCAGAGGAGGCCCUGCCAAGGAUUGUGGAGAUCAUGGGCAAAGAACUGAACUGGAGUGAGCAGAAAAAAAAGGAAGAGCUUGAAGCUGCUAAAAGAUUUCUCUAUUUUGAAAUGGGCUACAAAGUGAAAUCAGAUCAAUUGGCAAACAGCUCUGAAAUCAGCCUCCUGCCUUCAGAUAUUGAAAGGUACAAGAAGCGCUUCCACAUGUUUGACAAGGAGAAUAAAGGCUUCAUCACCAUCCUGGACGUGCAGCGUGUCCUGGAGAGCAUCAGCAUGCAGAUUGAUGAGAACACCCUUCAUGAAAUCCUCAACGAGGUGGAUCUGAACAAAAAUGGGCAGGUGGAGCUCAACGAGUUCCUGCAGCUGAUGAGUGCCAUCCAGAAGGGCCACGUCUCGGGCAGCCGGCUGGCCGUGCUGAUGAAGACCGCCGAGGAGAACCUGCGGCAGCGCUCGGUCAUCCCGGUGGACCGCAGCGGUGGGGGCCUGUGAGCUUCGGCCUCCCCCACGCCUGCUGGCAAGUCCAACAACCACCAGGUCUGCUCUGCUGUGAGUCCAGCCCCCCACCAGGCCUGCUCACAGCCACAAACAUUCCAGUUCUUCUGACUCUCCUGGCUUGUCCCAGAUAAGUGGUGUCCAUCUGUUGGUGUAGCUCCUACAACGGCACGUUUGGGUGCGUUUUGUUCUCCUUUGUCAGUGGUUUUCUGUGCAGCUCUUUACUGCUCCAGCAUGUGGCCUUUUGGCUUGGGUGCUCUCCAGACGUUGGGGUUGGUUGACAAGAGUGUGGGGGGCACAGCCUAGAGGGACUUGGGGGCACUCAGAAGGACCUGGAGACACACACGAGGACCAUGCUGCCUUCUUCGUCGACUGUUCUAUCACCUUUGACAAACGAGAUGCUCAGAAGCGAGCCCUGCCUGCCUUGAGGUGUCUUCUGGUUUUGCAAAGAUCUGUUUAGUGUUUCAAAGCUGCUGGUUUGCCCCCUGCAGUGAAGAGAAGGAAAGCUGACCCUUCAGGGUUGGAGAUGGCACCAGGGAAGGAACCAACCUGAUGCCUCCUGAGACAGCGAUUGCAGCGAGGAGCUGUCCGCAGCCUUCCAGAGGUGAUUUUGGGUUUGCUCUGUUGACUGCUCUCUUAUUUUUGUGGCACCAAACUCAGCAGCAGCAUGAAGCUGGAAGAGGACAGGACAUCUUGAUUAAUCACCCCAGCUAAUUACUUAGCCAAGAGCCAGGGGACAGCUGCUUCUUCUCCUAGCUGAAUCAAACCCAGCUUCCUUCACUAAACAGCCUUGGCUUAGCGGUGAGGUUUUAUGCCAUCCAACUUCACCCUGCUUCCAGCUGGGAGAAGUGGGAUGUGGGCAGGUUUUAGAUGGCAAAAAGUCUUAAUUUAGCUCAAAAUGUUUAGCCAGGCAGGUUAGUGGGGGGGGGGAAUUAAUAAUUAGUGAUAAAAUAAUAAUAAUUAGGACCUUAGGACCAGUCACUUGGGAUGUUCUCUCAGCAGCUUUGUGUCCUCUUUGUCUUCCUGCUGCAGUUUGGACAUCAGCUGGGAGGUUUCUGGCCAGGAAUGGGCACCUUGAGAAGGGUUUGGUGAUGAAUUUGUUGGUCUGUUCAGGUGGGGUUUAUUUUUGAGUAGCAAUCCCAAACAGUAACCCAAAGGAAGCUUCAGUUCCAAGGAGCCACAUUUUCUACCUGGUAAAAUCUAAUCUGUUUUAACUGGUGCCAGUUUCUACCUGGGUAAAACCUGGUUUAUUUUAACUGGUGCCAGUUUCCACUUGGGUAAAACCUGGUUUAUUUUAACUGGUGCCAGUUUCUACCUGGGUAAAACCUGGUUUAUUUUAACUGGUGCCAGUUUCCACUUGGGUAAAACCUGGUUUAUUUUAACUGGUGCCACUUUCUACCUGAGUAAAACUUGGUUUAUUUUAACUGGUGCCAGUUUCUACUUGGUUCAUUUUAACUGGUGCCAGUUUCUACCUGGGUAAAACUUGGUUUAUUUUAACUGGUGCCAGUUUAUGUCUGGGUAAGAUCAGCCCCUGUGUCAGUUGUGGCUCUGCAGCUCCUCUGCCAGGCUUUUGGCUAUGCAGCUCC
Dryobates pubescens (Downy woodpecker) is the source of this 3890-nucleotide messenger RNA. RefSeq names its product glycerol-3-phosphate dehydrogenase 2 (gene GPD2). The transcript has 17 exons. The coding region runs from base 118 to 2301 and encodes 727 amino acids. The record is from RefSeq and is a predicted model, not a curated record. Gene Ontology annotation, cellular component: glycerol-3-phosphate dehydrogenase (FAD) complex; mitochondrion. NCBI's taxonomy places the organism in Eukaryota, Metazoa, Chordata, Aves, Piciformes, Picidae. Gene Ontology annotation, molecular function: calcium ion binding; glycerol-3-phosphate dehydrogenase (quinone) activity. Gene Ontology annotation, biological process: glycerol-3-phosphate metabolic process.